UCGAAGCCAAAGCCGUCUGGAAACAGUUUGCAAGGGGUAGUUAAAGAAGAUUAAGCCGAAACAAAAUAUCGUUUUUAGCUACUUUAAAUUGACCUCUCAAGGUUCCAGUUUUGAUUACUGGGCAUACAAAUCUUCAUUUCAGACCAUGGUCACAAAAUAAAAAUUGUACAAGGACGUUUUCGAGAAGAUUUUAAGCUGUAUGUGUCGAUUGUUGGUGUUCAGGAAUUAGCAAGCUAGUUAGCACUAGCCUAGAAAUAUUAGCUAGCUAACUAGCCUAGCUUGCUAACGUUAGCUUCAAGUAGUCUGAUUUUCAACUGAGAUGUUUGCAGUAUUUCUUGGAUGUCUACGGACGGCAGAUUGCUGAACCAGAGGGCCUCAAAUGGGAAAAACAAGCAUCGGACAGGAAUAUCGUGGAUAAGCUUGUCGACGUAACUCAGAUUCUGUUGAAGGAUUCUUUGGAUUUCCCUACUGCAGCCCUUUUUAAAGCAGGAUUUUAACGUCACCCAUCCGCAGACAGCCAUGGAAUCGUCUCAAUGCACCCCUUGUCCUGUGAGCGCCCAGGCUGUCGUGGAUCCCGUGCCCCUGCUGUUCAACUGACGGUCGAUGACGAUGCGAUGGAAGCGUGAAUGAGGUUUGGCGUGGCGAUAGCUGAACGAUGCCCAAGGGUGGGGGUUCAAAAACCCCCCAGCUGGAAGACUUCCCACUCAACACUGACAUGGUGGAGAAGCAGAGUGGGAAGAAGGAUAAAGUAUUGUCAAACAAGACUCCUAAAUUGGACCGCAGCGAUGGCGUCAAAGAGAUGAAAGAGAAGGCAUCCAAGAGGAAGCUUCCCUUCACUGUUGGAGCCAAUGGAGACCAGAAAGAUUCUGACUCAGAAAAGCAAGGUCCGGAACGGAAGCGCAUUAAAAAGGAGCCCACCAACACCAGGAAGUCAGGCCUGCCGUUUGGGAUGGGCAUGCCAGGGAUCCGGGCCGGGUACCCCCUCUCUGAGCGGCAGCAGGUGGCUCUUCUCAUGCAGAUGACGGCUGAAGAGUCAGUCAACAGUCCAGACACAACACCAAAGCAUCAGUCACAGUCAAGUCUGGGCCAGAAGGGAACGCCAAACUCUGCAUCUAAAACCAAAGACAAAGUAAACAAGAGAAAUGAGAGGGGCGAGACGAGGCUGCACCGGUCAGCCAUCCGCGGAGAGGCACGCCGCAUCAAGGAGCUCAUCAGUGAGGGAGCUGACGUGAAUGUAAAAGACUUUGCAGGCUGGACUGCACUGCAUGAAGCGUGCAACCGAGGCUACUACGACGUGGCCAAGCAGCUGCUGGCAGCCGGUGCAGAGGUCAACACCAAGGGCCUGGACGAUGACACCCCUCUGCAUGACGCAUCAAACAACGGGCACUUCAAGGUGGUAAAGUUGCUUUUAAGGUAUGGAGGGGACCCUCGACAAAGCAACAGAAGGGGUGAAACCGCGUUGAAGGUUGCUAACUCCCCAACGAUGCUCAAUCUGUUGCUUGGAAAAGGCACGUAUACCUCCAGUGAGGAGAGCUCGUCAGAAUCCUCAGAGGAAGAAGAUGCCCCAUCGUUUGCCCCAUCCAGUUCUGUUGAUGGCAAUAACACAGACUCAGAGUUUGAGAAGGGCCUGAAGCUGAAAGGGAAGAAAGGGCUGGAUCAGCCUCUAUCCACAACAACUACCCCCGUCAAGGACGAGUAUGAGUUUGACGAGGAUGAUGAGGAAGAGCGCGUCCCUCCGGUGGACGAUAAGCACUUGCUCAAGAAAGAGUUCCGCAAGGAGUCUCCCAGUGUCACUAAGGCUAGCGGCUUAAUUUCAGUACCGAAGGGGGAGGUGGUCAAAACCUAUUCCAAAAGCAACUCGCUCACACCAAAGAAGGCUGUUAGACGGAUUCUCUCUGACAGCUCAGACGAGGAUGAUGGGACGUUGUGUUUCACACCUGUGCCCACACCACGGCAACCAGCGCCACCUACUAAUACCAAGGCCCGGGACUCUGCUACAGUGAGCUCUAAACAGCAGAAAGAGAAGACUAAAGUUAAGAAGAAGAGGAAGAAGGAGACAAAGAAUAAUGUCAGUAAGGAGGUCAGAUUUGGUAAAGUCAAUGACAAAUUCUGCACUUCUGACUCUGAUUGUGGGGACAUAGGGAGUGAGGAUGAUGAAGGCUCUAUGAAGAGCUCGAACUGUAUAAAGGACUCCACAAUGAGCCUAAAAGAAUCCUCUGCGUUCAGUACUCACUCUGCGUCCUCUUCCUCCUCUUCUCAUGGAAGCAUGAGCUCUCAGAAACUGACACCCUCGCUGACAGAGCAUAACCCAAAGCAGUGGAGGACAGACGGCUGGAAGACUGUAUCAUCUCCUGUAUGGUCAGAUGUAAGCUCUCUCUCUGACUCGGUUAGAACAAGGCUUUCCAGUGAGUCGGACUACUCUUCUGCAGACUCAAGUGUCGAGUCAGUGAAACAGGUGAGAAAGAAAGCACAGGAAAACAGAAAGAAAAACAAUGUGCACACCAAUGCACUAGACAAAAAGAACUCUGACUUUCACAAGAACUCCAACACAGACAGUACGGUCUCCAAAACAGAUAAAGAUGGCAAAGUGUUGAAAAAGCAUAAAGUAAAACACAAGCACAAAAACAAAGAGAAAGAAAAGGCUCCCAGUUUAGUGCUCAAUCAAGACAUGAACGAGAAAUUUGUUAAAAGCUUUUCAUUUGAUUUUGAUGAUUCAAGGCAAAAGUCACUCCUUGUUGACACUGAGUCCCCAGCUGAAAGCAAGGUCAAGCUGUCUAAACAUGAAAAAGAGCAUUUGAAAAAGGAGGACAGGUUGUCGAAGGGUAAAUCUGAGGACAGAGACUGGUCUUCUGGAAAAGAGGUGCAAAGAACUGCUAAAGAGGAGAAAUCCAAGAAAACAAAAGAGUCCACCAAGGAGAAGCCUAGCAAGGAGGAGAGGGAAAAGCCCCUGAAAACUGAAAAAGAAAGGAGCCUCAAGGAAAAAGAGAAGCCCAAGGAGGAGAAACAACAAAAGACUCAUAAAGAGGAGAAGAAGAAAAAGUCAAAGGACAAGUCAUCUAAACCAGACAGGAAGAGCAGUGAGCAAAAAGAAGAAAAACAUAUAAAGGUGGAUAAGGAGAAAAAUGCCAGGGAGGAGAAAGAAAAAUCUAAGAAAGAAAAGGUUCAGAAGGAAGAGCCUGAUUAUGAAGUCUAUGAUGUCGGUAACCGUUUCUUAAACCUAGAAGACACCAAGCUCAGUGCCUCAGACGACCACCAUGACCGAUGGGCGUCAGACCUUUCCUCUGACUGCGACCUAUAUGGAGAUGACAGCUGGGAUGCUCCUCCUGUGAAGGACUACAAAGAAUAUAAAGCAAACAACACUGUAAAGCUGAUCGUUGAGACUGAGAAAAUAGAGAGCAGAGACCGGAGGAAGGAGAACAAAAUCAAAGACAAGAAAUUAGAUCAUAAUGACAAACGGUCAGAGAAAGAGCCUACCUCCAAGAAGAAAGAGAAAGACUCUUCAGAAAGAAUCUGUGACAAGAAAAAGGAUUUGACUGAAAAACAGAAACUCAACUCCAGCCACCCUGUAGAAAAGGAGAAGAAGCGAAAGGAAUCUGCAGAUACUGUCAAAGAGAAGAAAGAGAAGGACUCCACGGACAGCAGUAGAGACCGAAAAGAUUCCUAUGAGUUCACUAAAGAAAGAAAGGACUUGAAAAUCAAACAGGAGUCUAUAAGAGACGAUUAUGGGAAUGAUGCCUCCUUCAAAGAAAUUGAAACUGUCAGCAAACCAUGUGAAAUUAGAGAAAGGAACCACUCUGGAAAAGAGAAGGACAGAAAGGGAGAUGGGGUGGAAAAGAGAGAAAAGACUAAAGCUGACAAACACAAGGAAAAGCCAAAAGACCGAUCUAUAGAACAGGAUAAGGAGAAGCCUGAGAGGACCUCAACUGAGAAGCUUUUGAAGGAAAAAGACACAGAUAGAGGCUCUAAAGACAAGAAGGAGGGAGCUAAAGACAAACACAAAGACACACACAGCAAAGACAAGGACAGGAAGAUGUCUUCAGAACAAACUAAGGACAAGAAAGAAAAGGCUUCACAGGACAAGCAUGCUGACCGGGAUAAAGAUCUCCUUGAGGUGAAGAAGGAGGAGCGAAAACCUGAGAAAGUUAAACCUGAGAAAACAUGGUACAAGAUAGCAGACAUUUUCACAGAUGAAAGUGAGGAUGAAGAAGACAAUUACAAUGGGGGUGUGGCCAAGUUAAGUGAUUCCCUUGGGUUGUCCGAUUCUCACAGGAAAGACUCCACAUCUGACAGGGAUGAGCUUGAUCACUUCCAAACAGAAAAACCCAGAAAAUAUUCUGCUGAGGCCAAACACACAACAGAAAAACAGAAAGAAAAAGACCACAAGAAAAAAGACAAGACCACAUUUGAUAUGGGGAAAGAGAGGAAGGGUUCCUUAGAGAAACACAACAAAGAGAAGAAAGUAAAGGAUUCUGUUGAUGCAAAACACAAGGAACGCAAAGACAGAAUGUCUGUGGACUCAAACCAAGAGAAGAAAAACAAGCAGAAGCUGUUGGACAAGAGGGAAGCCAGUGAGGAAAAGACCAAGAAUAAAUAUAAAGACAAGCAAGAUCAUGUUAACGAAAGAAAGCCCUCAAAGGGGAGUGGGGAAAAUGAAAAGUCGCUCUUGGAGAAACUGGAGGAAGAGGCCAUGAAUGACUACAAGGAUGACUCCAAUGACAAGAACAGUGAGUUAUCCUCAGACAGCUUCACUGAUCAGGUUCAUGAGCCAGUGCUCAGCAGCUACUAUGAUUCCUCCAACAUCAGCCUUCCAGACAUUACUGAUGAGAGACGAGACUCACUCUCCAUAUCUAAUCCUCAAGACAAGUUCAGAGAGAAAGAGAGGCACCGGCAUUCAUCUUCAUCAUCGUCCAAAAAGAGUCAUGAGAAGGAGAAGGACAAAGUCAAGAAGGAAAAGGGGGAUAAACAAGACAAGAUAGAGGAAAUAAGAGAAUCCUAUGGACGCAGAGAAAGUCUGCCCUUUGAGAAAGAGCCUAUGCCAUUAGAAGCGGACCCGUACACAUUUCCAUUUGGGUCUAAGGGUGAUAAAGAUGAAUUUGAGAAGACAUUGGAGUUUGAAAAGGAGAUGUCUAAAAAAGCUGACAAAGACAAAGUGAGUACUGUCAUCAGUGAUAAGAUCAAGGACAAAAAGAAAAAAGAGAAACAUAAGGAGAAAGUCAAAGAGGAGAAGCACAAGUACACUGAUGGCUUUGGAUCACUUAAACACUCCAAGGAGGAUAUCAAAUCUGGAUUGAAAGAGAGUCCUCAAAUUACCAAUUUGAAGGAAAGAUCAAAGGAAGACAGUCCCAAAUUUGAUGUGAAAAAAGAGCGAAACCGAGACUCUUUGGACAAAGACAGUAGGGCGGACCAUGUUAAGUCCAAGGUUAAAGAAGAAAAUGAAAAAGUAAUUCAGUCUAAAGACACAGCUCGCAAAGACAACCGUCCACGUUCAAAGCUUCUGGUUGAUGGAGAUCUCAAACUAACCAGCUUUGGGCAAAUGUUAGGUUUAAAAGACCAGGAGAUUGAAGAACGCCAUAAGAAGCAUAAGGAGAGGAUGAAGCAGAUGGAGAAACUAAGACACAGAUCAGGGGAUCCCAAACUUAGGGAUAAAACGAAGUCCACUGAGGAAAUAAAGAAAAAUCGCAAUGAACUAUCAUCCAAAAAAUCGAAUAGUUUAGAAUCUGCAUUGAAAGAGAAGAAGCUCAAAGAUAUUGGUCUCCCAGCCCAAAUUAUGUCUCCGGAAAGAAAGCCACAACCCCUUGACACUCACAAUUCAAAGGAUUGGCUUGCAGGCCAUCAGAUGAAAGAAAAUCUCCCUGCCUCACCUAGGCAAGAUCAGAAUAGACCAACGGGUGUUCCCACCCCCACAUCUGUAAUCUCUUGUCCCAGCUAUGAGGAAAUCAUGCAGACGCCACGGACUCCAUCCUGCAGUGCAGAGGACUACCCUGAUAUAAUGUUUGAUGGGUUAGAUUGUCAGAACUCAUCAGCCAUGGCCAUGUCUAUGAAUGCCUGCUCCCCAUCCUUCUUUGACAGGUACUCCAACUCAUCACACACCUUCCAAGAAGGGACUUGUAUAACUCCGGCUAAGAAUCUCCAGUUGCCCCUUGUCAGUCGAUCGGCUUCGUCUGAUGUUAGAAGACCCCUGGAAGAUGAGUUCAAAGCUGAAGCUGGCAAGUUUCUACAACACAUUUUGCCAGACGCCUCUGAGUUUGACUUGGCAGCCUCUCAGCCUCCAGAAGACAAGGCAGCAUCAGUGGAGAGACUUGAAUGCCUGUCUCCUCCUUACUUCUCACCUAUUAGAAUGCUGUCUCCCGGGCUGGAACUUGCCCAGCCUGCACUAGAUGGGGCCACCACAGCAAUAGCUGGCACAGAGACCUGUGAACACCUACCUGAGAGUGUCUACAAUAACUUCCUGAUGAAGCCCUCAACGCCAGUCCACAGACCUGACCCCCAGGAGCCGUGUCUGGACAUUGCUGCUCCACCCACCCCUGCACCUGCUGCUCUUCCUCCCCUGGAUAUUGAUGACCUUUCUGAGCCUCAUCAAAGUGAGCCCAGUCUUGUUCCCUCUGACCCAGUCAGUGGCAGUGAGUAUCUGCCCCCUGUUGUUGAGGAAGAGGAGGAGGAGGAGGAAGAAGAGGACUACGAAGAGGAGGAGGAUGAAGACGAGGAGGAGGAAGGGGAUCUUGAAGAACCAACAGAUGCUGAUCAUCAUGCUGCUGAGGAGACGAGGGACGUCUGCUCAUUCUCUCCUCCAAGGGUUGAAGAGCCUUUGAGGAAGGGCUGGGCUGAAUCUCCUGAGAGAAGAGUUGCAGAGGUGCAUCAGUUGACUCCCCCACAUCCACCACCCAACCUGGUGGAGAACUCCAGUGAUCAUACCAUCAGCUGGAACUCUGAGAUGAUCUUGAAAUCUCCUCAAAGGACUUAUGGGGAAAUAGAGGCAGCUGUCUCCAAGAUAACCAGCCCCUUCUCGCAUUCAGACAGUGAUUUGCAGCACAUUACUGCCAUACCUGGCCAUCCAUCAGUGACCCCUCCAUAUGCUGCUUACAGGUCUUAUGUACCUGACCCUGACUUUGACGAGCAAAAAGAGGCUGUGGAGGACAUUCCAAUUUCUCCAGCAAGACCUGAAAUGACACCCAUGGAAUUGGAACCAAACUACUUGACAACCCCCUCAUCCUCCACAAGGUUAGAGUCUUUCUUCACAGACUGCAAGCCAAACUUGGAGGAUAAUCACCAGAUGGACUCAGAGCUUUCUUGUGCAGUACAAGACGGCAGACAAAACUCCCAUGGCUUUACUUCUGAGAGCCAUAUGCCUCUAGCAGUAAGCAACGAGCCAGUGGUGCCCUGGACAGACCCGUUCUCAGCUACAGUGGAUGAGCUUGAUGAUCUUGGCCCUUUCUCUCUACCUGACCUCCCUUCUCUCUCCCUCCCGACCUCCCUGCCAGACAAGGAGAUGCCAGAGCUUGACGUCAGAGAUUCAGAGCCAGCCGACUACAAGCCUCCACCUGCUCAUAUAAGGCCUCCUGCGAUUGAAACAAUAGAGGGCGAAGAGCUUAUGGAAGUUGACCUGCCUAUCCUGGCCAAACCCCUGUGCCCUUCCGCGGUUCUACCACUCAAUGAUUCUUUGCAGGAUUUGGUUGUGCCCUCACCAAAACACAAUUUCCAACCAGAAUUUGAGUCUGAGCCUCAGAAUGUCCAUGAAAAUAACUUUGUGAAACCACAGGUCUUUGAAAACAGAGCCACAUAUGAAGAGACUGAUGAGAGUGAUGGAAACAUGAUGUUCUCAGCUGUUAAUAUAAACAAUACUCAGCAUCACAGGCAGAUGUCACUGACCGAGUCUUUAUCAGUUGUAGUUACUCCAUGUAUGGACUCCUUGACAACUGUUAAACCAGAACAAAUUGGGCAGAUAUCAGAUCCAUUUGUUGGGCCAACUUGCAGUCCAGUUCCCUCCGUUACUCUGCCAGUUGCCGUCACGAUUUCUGGCACAGUCCAUGUUUCGGAGGCUCUUGAGACAACGUCUAAGCUCACAGUCACUCUGACAACGUUGUCAACUGACCUUUCCAAGAAGGUGGAGGAGAUCCCACAGAGGAUGACCAGAAACAGGGCCCAGAUGCUAGCAAAACAGGAGAAUACCACCACCACCACCACCAAAAAGCAGAGUAGUAGAGUAGUAGCAGAGAGUACAACCACCACCACUAUACCUGCUAGUGUGAUACCUCCAUCUGUCCCUACCCCUGUCACCAUGAGCAUGGCUGGAACCACAACCACCCCUAUCCCCACCCCUACCUUUGUCCCCUUUGUUGUUCUGGAGAAAGAAAAGGAACUUGUCACCACCAUCUCCACCACACCAACCAUUACCCCGGCUCCACCGCCGCCGCCUCCUGUAGUGGUCAGCAAAACUAAAGGGCGGCCUGUGGAGGAAGAGGAAUCCCAGACGCAGCAUCCACGCAAGAGGAAAUUCCCGAAACCGCAGGUUCAGCUGGUCAACACAGCCAUGCAGCAGACCAGGGAGAUGAUUCAACAGACGCUGGCUGUCAUUGUCAACGCCAUCAAACUGGAUGACAUUGAACCCUACCACAGUGACCGCUCUAACCCUUACUUCGAAUACCUACAGAUACGGAAAAAAAUAGAGGAGAAGAGGAAGAUCUUGUGCUACAUCACACCACAGGCCCCUCAGUGCUACGCUGAGUACGUGACCUACACAGGCUCCUACCUGCUGGAUGGCAAGCCUCUCAGCAAGCUGCACAUCCCAGUGAUUGCUCCACCUCCAUCGUUAUCGGAGCCCCUGAAGGAGCUCUUUAGACAGCAGGAGGCAGUGAGGGGGAAGCUGAGACUGCAGCACAGCAUAGAGAGGGAAAAGCUUAUUGUCUCGUGUGAGCAAGAAGUACUGCGGGUCCAUUGCAGAGCGGCAAGGACGAUAGCCAAUCAGGCCGUCCCAUUCAGUGCCUGCACUAUGUUACUGGACUCUGAGGUGUACAACAUGCCAACAGAGAGUCAGGUGCGUCUGUGGGUGGUAAAAAAGGGUGAUGAGAACAAGUCAGUGAGAGAUCGCUUCAACGCUCGCCAGUUCAUUUCCUGGAUCCAGGAUGUGGAUGACAAAUAUGACCGCAUGAAGACGUGUCUGUUAAUGCGGCAGCAGCAUGAGGCAGCUGCCCUGAACGCAGUGCAGAGGAUGGAGUGGCAACUGAAGGUGCAGGAGCUGGACCCUGCUGUACACAAGUCUCUGUGCGUCAACGAGGUCCCCUCCUUCUACGUGCCAAUGGUUGAUGUCAACGAUGACUUUGUGCUGUUGCCCGCGUGACAGAAACAUGCACUCGUUCACAGAGUUAGAGGUCAAAUAUCAUCACUUUUCAAAGAGACAUCAAACAGAACGUAUGGUAAGGGCUAGCCGGUUUGAAGAGGAAUAAAACCUAUAUAUUAUAUAGAAAAAAUUCAAAGAAAAAAAAACUUGCUAAUGAUUCCCUUCCAUGAGAGGAGGAAGCAUCUUUUUACCGGGGAAAAACACAACUUGCACUUUCAUCCCUCAAGUUUUUAUGCUUUUGUUCAGAAUAUAAAAAGCAAAAACGGCUUUGCUUUGAAGCACCCAACACCACCUCCCUUUUAGGUGAUGUUUGGACAGAGAAUAGGGGAGAAAUAUUUUUCUGAAUUUUUUGGUCCCCGUAAAUGAAACCACAAAGGAACGCUGGAGAGGAGCCCUCCCACCGUUCUGGAUCAUCUCCUGGUGGAUGAGAAUGAGGCACUACGGUGGACACAGAGCUCCAGGUGAGCCUUGAGGAGGAGAAAGCAACACAUGGCCAGAAGGGCAUGCGCGAUGUGGUGGUGCAACAUGUGGCAUCUGCGGGACCUCCAGCCUCUUCCUGUUGAAAGGACAGGAGAGUCUGUGUGGACGCUGUCUCUCUGGUCGGGACCAUAAGGCCACACUCAGUCAGAGAGCCUCAGUCCUCUCUGUCCACAGCCCACCACCACACCCGGUAGAACCAGCAUCCUGCCCCGGAGCAGAGCAGAGUACAGCCAAGGGUCCAUAGAGUGUGUCAGGGGGUUAAUGCCGGAGGGGCAGAGAUGUCAUCUUCCGCCUCAUGGCCUGGGCAGAGGAGUGAGGCAGAGAAUGGGGAUGAACCGGAGCAUCCCCAUCAGAGUCUGGUCACCUGGCUCUGCAUGCAGGAAGAACCAGCCUCUGACACUCUGCCAAGCUAGGUAGAACACACACACACACCUGUUCACCUGCAACUGACUGCAAAUGGAAAAACAGGACAAAAGAAUAAUACAAGAAUGUUGCGAUUCAAAGAUUCAAGACUAAACAGAUGGUGGUUUAGAGGAGAAUAUUCUUCUUUUUGUCUGUUUCUUUACUUGGGCAUUUAAUUGUUUCUGAGGAAGUGACUUGAAACACUACAGAGCCAAUAUUAGUUUAAUGGGAAAAAAGAAAACUGAAAAAAAAAAUGUAUUCCGUAAAUGAUGUACAGUUUUUAUAUUCGUUAACCAAUGUAUUCUUGCUGCCUUCUAGAUAAUUUAUUUUGCCACACAUUACUGCACAGUUGUAAAUAACGUAUGUACUGUAACAUCACUCAGUUAAGUGUAAAAAAAUAAAUGAAUAAAAAUUAUCUUUGUAUGUACAGUUCACUUUCGGGCAGCACUUUCCCCCUCAUACCCACGGGCCAAAAUGUGUACACGUUGUCAGUAUUUUAAAGACUCCAGUGCACAGUUGUAAUGUUCCCAUCUAUAGGUUUUGUCCAGGGCUGGUCAAAAUGAGUUACCUGUGUUGGAAUCACCACAACGUACAUAGGUAGUACAAAACCCCACCGGUUUGAACAAUGCCCAAACUAAGGGCCACAACUAUAGUCCUCAGAUGUAGCAAAAUGGUUAUAAAAUUAUUUAAAGAAUAGAAUAGUUAUAUUAGUCAUUGCUUUAUUACACAAUUAUAUCUGAAAAAAUCAAAACCAAGAAAAUGCCUUUUUACAGUGAAUAUUUUUAAUUUACUGAGUGUUGGGCAAGUCAAACAAGGGUACAUCUGGAUUGGUCAAGAGUGUAAUGCCACUAACAAGAAAAACUAUCACAAUAGUUUAUAAUUCUGGAUGGGAUUUUCUUUUUGUUUUAUUCUUUCUUUAAUCUACCCAUUCAUUUGACUUUAAUUGUAUGUGUGGGUCUUUAUGAAUAAUAUUCAUCAUGUUGGAGAAUUUUCAGGCCACAAGACUAGGGAUCUGAUAGCCAGCUCACUAUUUGAAAUCCUUAACUUCCCUUUUUGAAUGUCACUGUCAUAGGCAUCAUAUACAGGUUAACCGUUUUUCAGGCCACAUCAGAUUGACAUGAAUGUUACUGAUCUCUUCUGUAUACCACCUAAAACUACUCCUUUUUAGCAAAGAUACAGGCCACAUUCCAUAUUGGUUUUAAAAAUGUAUUCUUUAAUUAUGGAAUGUGUUAGCUUCCAAACUCCCUGGGUCCAUACUUGUGAACAUAAGAUUUAUUUUUUUAAGUAAAAAAUGUUUGUCUCAAAAUGCACAUCAGCCAAUUGAAAUCGUUGACGUAGUUGCAUGUGAUAAAAUGCUCCAUGUUAGCUGUUCCCAUUACAUAACCUGACACACAUAGCCCUAUGCUAACCUGACCCGACGGCAGUGAUUGUCAGGUUACAAAUUCUGCAUCAGUCAAUUUCAAAUCUUGACUUAGAUGGAUGUAAUAGAACCCUUUUCCAUGAGAGCAUCCUUAACAGAUGUCAACCGGCACCAUCUGCUAAUCAAAGUUAUAAAAACACACAUGAAGUUUCAACUGGACCAAUAGCUCAAUGUAGCGAGCCUGGCUCCUGGUCAUUUUUGCCAUUUGCAACUGUCUGCCACUUCUCAGAAUGGUGCUUGUUGAACCUCUAAAAGCCUUUGGAGGUGGGUGGUGGGGGGUUGUCCUAAGCUAACUUAUGGAAUUGUUUUAAUAUGGGCAUACCAUGGAUCAUUUAGCUAUUUGAUUUAGAAUUUUAGGAUCCCUCUAGGUAUGAAAAAAUAUAUACACAUUUUUGGGGAUACAAUUGUGAAUUUGGGCAUUACUACUAUAGCCCAUAGAAACAAAUUGAAUAACACAUUCAUAAAUGGAAAAACAAACAGUAAAAAAAUGUAAUCAUAAGGAAUAAGGUUUUGAAGUGUCUGUCCUAUAUCUAGGAGAUCAGGAAAUGUUUAUAUAUAUUUUUGGACACAUUUAACCUAUUUUUUUGGCACAAAACUACCUCCAUACUUCCAUUAAUUUGUUUUAAAACCGGUACCAGGGUUAUAUGUCCCGUGACAGUUGCAAAACCCCAUUGUGUUCUUGAUAGUCUCAUUUUUCCAUAGAGUGGUCAUAUUAGUUAUUAGGCCAACAGUUUGGACGUUAUAGACAUUUUCGUGAGAAGACUGAUUUUCAAAAUGUCUCCUUGUCUGACAAACAGCGCUGUAGCUCUGCCACGUUCCACCGCAGAUGCGGAAGGCCGACAUGGAGGAUGCAGUGGAUUGAGAUGCAUCCCAUGCAAAACAACAUAUCUCUAGCUUAAACUGACAGAUUUUUAUAAUGUUAAUUAGAUUGUCGCACAGGUACGUCAAUAGACUUAAGGAUUUGAAUAAAGUUUAGAUCAAAGCGGAGUCAAUGUCUCGCAAGAUCACUUAAUGAUUCAUUAGUAUUCUACAUAGGCCUAACAUACUGAAUAUAAUAGCAUAGUAUAGCUCUACUGUUAGACCAAAAUCACCACUUAUUUUCUUAAGUAGGCUACAACAUUUUAUAUGCAUUAUAAGAAUCAUCCACUUGGUCACAAAUUGAUUAUUUGAAUUGAGAUUUGAGGACCACUAGUAAAGUUAUUUCCUUAAAGGGGCAGUGCAGUCAAACAUCACUUUCCUGUGUUUUAUAUAUAUUUCCAUACUGAGGUUGAAAUAAUACAGAUAUGAAAAUUAUGAUAAUGCACUUUUAGUGUAAGAGCUGUUUGAAAUUUCAGCUUGUUUGGCUGGGUGGGUUUUUUGUACUGCCUGGUGACAUCACCAGGCAGUAUAAGUUUAAUAGGCAGUAUAAGUUUAAUAAGUUUAAUAGUUUUCAGGUUACACAUCCCUCCCAUUAGGUUCCUCCAAUUAGGCCCCUCUGACCACUCCCAGACAGUCCUUUUUUUUUUUUUUUUAGAAGCUACUGUAUUUUUUACUAUUUAAUUGAAAACAAUCACAGUAAGGUACUUAAUUGUUACCCAGAUAUUGAAAUAAAAAUAUUGGCAUUGGACCUUUAACAAAAAAGCAUGCCAUGAAGGGGCCUCUAACCGCCUUAGCGCCAUAUGACUCCUCGCAGCGAUGGUAGUAGGGGUACAUGACGGCUAUUUGACAAGAACAUAAGGCUCUUCAACUUUUUUUAGCAAUGUACGAUUAACUUAAAUGACCUUAAUCUUUUUCCGUAAAAGCACAUGGAUGUGUGUGAAACAGAUAAGCAAAAACUUUUCCAUAUAUGCGAAAACAUCCCAUUUGAAUUUUGUAUAGUUAGUAGCUAGUAGCAGCAUAGUCAAGGAUGCGUCAUGCAAUGUUGGGACGCUAUACUUUACAGACCAAGUGGAACAAAAGUAAACCUUGAAUUUGGAGGCUUACAAUAUCCCUCUGGUGGCGAAGUUGACCUAUAUUAAGAAAUGCCAUUGGUUGGUGGAUAUAAAGUCUGAGAUCUUUGAUAGGCUGAUGUGGAAUUUGUUUCAGGAAAUAAUCACUGCCAACUGAUCAGGUUAGCAUAAGGCUAAAUGUGCCAGGUUAUGUAAUGUGGAACAGCUGACGUAACAUUGUCACAUGCAACUAUGUCAUGAUUUGAAUUAGCUGAUGCACAUUUUGAGACGGUGAGAGUUUAAACUCAAACUUGUUCUAAUGUUCGCAAGUAUGGACCCCCUCUAUUUAUCUAGUUUUGUACAGUAGUGGAGAAGUUUACAGUAGUAGAAGGUGCUGCUCUUCAAAUACUCAAAGGGUGGAGCCAAAGUAAAGAUCAUACUCCUCUGCGUAACAUAGGUAAAUUGUUCAUUUGAUUUAAAAGAGCUAGGUUUGACUUACAUGCCCAUGAAUGAGAUCUUUUUUAAUUUUCCUUUUAAUCAAAAUCCUUUUUUGUUCAACUCAGAAAUCCUUUCUAUGACCAAUCACCCUAAAAGCGAGUUACAUCUUAGUUUAUUCAGAACUAUUUAGUGGACAGAUAUUAACAGGCAGGUAGUUUGUUUCACUAUAGCUUCUCAACUGUACCAAGUGUAGGUGUAUGUAUUUGUCAGGGGUUUCUGGAAGUUCUAAUGUUUGAUUCAUAUUCAGUAGGCCAUCAUACUUUACUCUAUUGUGUUGUAUACCAUGCUAAGAGUAAGGCCUACACUAGACAAUUAUUAAACUUUCACCUCCUCAAUUUCAUGAACCAAAAAGCAGACUUAGUUAACUCGUACACAAAGGGGGGAAGAAUAGUGCAAAAGUGAUAGUUAAGGAUGUUUCUGUUUUUUUAUCCAUUUGGAAUAUUUUUUUGUGAGAAUUGAUUGUUUCUUCAUUUUUGGUGGGUCCUGAUUUAAAAAAUAUUUUUUGACCUACCACAUAGGAUGCCUGUCAGUCUGUGAUCUGCACAUUCAUCCUAAUGGCAAUAUUAAGUGACAUUUUGUGGCGUUAUGUACACACGUUCAACAUAGCUGUGUAUGAUGUGUCUAUUCAAGUGCAAUGGGUGUUGCUACUCCAGUGGAUGGGCAAUCGACUAAUUGUAGUCCUGGACAUUUUGAAAGAGGAGAAUCUAGUCAAAAGGCAGUAAAAGCAUAAAUAAAUGUCAUAGCACAGGUAGUCAGGGUCAUGUAGACUUCAGCAGUUUAAAGCCCUCAAUUGUUUAUUUUUUGUUUAAUUUUUUUUAAAGCUUUUUUUCUGAGGGGGAGGGGGAGUUUUGUCAACAGAAUUCUUGUGUGUUUUAGAUCCGUGUAUGUGGUGUUGUCUUUUUGUCUUGUGUUUUAUGCUUCGUACAUAAGGAAAAAAAACAGUGGCAUGUCAAUCACUUCUUAUGAGCAGAAUGUAUACCGUUACUACACCCUCACACCCUCAGUAUUGUUUACAAGACAUCAAGUGUGUUUCGGUUUCGUGUCUCUCACCUUAACGGUUUGAGCCCUGCCUUGAUUUCUUUAUUUGAUCAUUUAUUGAACCAUAAAGGCUUGAAAUUGUGAUAGCUAAUUACAGUGUCAAAUCCAACCUCGGUAUUCAAAGCUUGCAGCAAACAUACAGAGCAAUAGUUUUAACUUUUUAAAAUUUGUAUUUUUUGAUUAGCAUAUUUUUUUAUACAUUUGGUUGAUAAAGAAAACAUCCCCUGUGGUUUUUGUCCAGACACUGGUGUCUCUUACACAUGUCCAAAUAUUCUUUCCAAGACACACCAGUGAAGAAUAAUUUCUAUUAGGAAAUGUAACAAACACCUGUCUCAUUCCCAUCUCCCCCCUACAGUGAACCACUUGGCCAUGCUCUAGAUUACCCUGUGACCUCUCAUCAGUCUGCAACAAGUUACCUCUACUGUGUCCAUCUGAGUGUUAAUUUAAUAUUUAACUGGACAUACUGUUAUUUUACAUAAUAGAAUCACAAUUUCAAGCCUUUUUCUAGUUUUCUUUAUUGAACAAGACAGUAGCUAUUCUUUAUAAUGGGAAAUGACUAAUAAAGCAUGGAGAACUACUCUUUAAAUGGUAACAAAUAACAUAUUUAUUAUCUUUCUGACACCUGUGGUAUGUUUCAGUUAAAGGUCUCCGCUGUGUAAAUUUUCCUCCUGUAAUGCGUUAGAGACGUUGUACAUAGUUGUAAAUAAAUAUCCCAGGACGUUUUGCACCCUCCUCUUUGUACUAGUCUAAACUUGCGUAGAAUGUGGGGUUCUAACAGCAACGAGACAGUGCGUUCGCUGCAGGUGAUGUAACAAUGUACCUUUUUUUAUUUGUACAAUGUAGUUGAAUUGUGUACAUAUUGUUGGAGCAGCUAUGGGGGAAGGGGUUUGUUGAUGCUAUCGUCAGUGCUGUAAAAGAUCCAGUACUUAAACCUCUAGCUGUGUUGAUUUCCUGCAAAAACAAAGGCGAGAAAAAAAAAUACUAAACGGAAAAGUAAAAAUUCUAAAUUGUUAUUUUCUACAGUUGCAUGUACAGAGAGCGCGAGAACUGCUGUUGUUCCUCAGAGAUUAUGUUCGUAAAUAAAAUUUUGAAAUAUU
Molecule: messenger RNA, 16176 nt
Organism: Salvelinus fontinalis (brook trout)
Lineage: Eukaryota; Metazoa; Chordata; Actinopteri; Salmoniformes; Salmonidae
Product: ankyrin repeat domain-containing protein 11-like
Exons: 14
Coding region: 656-9334 (2892 amino acids)
Biological process (GO): anatomical structure morphogenesis
Cellular component (GO): nucleus
Molecular function (GO): protein binding
Source: RefSeq, a predicted model, not a curated record